AGAGAUAGAACCACAAAACCAAACACAAAGCGGGCAGAUUCACGCGCUGCGUAAAGAGGAGUGAAUGGAUGAAAGGAGAAGAUUCCUGCAGAUUGCUGCGGCUGGAGAGCUGUGAGGAGAUACCUCCAAGAUGUUGUGAAGUUUUACUCUCAACUAGGAGCUCUACAGAGGAGGAAAUACCCAGCCACCGUGGGAUGUUGGACCAGAACCUUUGGCUCUGAGUGUGGAUGGUCUGGCUGCCGAGUCCUGGAGGUGGAGCAGGGAGCUCGCUGCGGCGGGGAUGCUGCAGUUGUGUCGGUUUUGGCAGGGAGACCUGUGAAAAAUGAAAGUGGACGUGUUGACUUGCUUGGUUCUGACAGCGGCCAGCUUUGUUGCCAUGGUGACCGGCGGCCGCAGCUCCAACCGCAGGAGACACAAGGAGGUUUUCCUCGGAGAGAACAGCAAGUUCAAGUUUGGAGGACGCAUCGAUUACAAGCUGAAGAGACAAGACAGCACCAAAACGCUGCUAAUAAAAAGUGAACAACUGCUGAGGAUCGAGGAGCACGACUUCGCCAUGAGACCGGGCUUUGGAGGUUCAGCCAUCCCUGUGGGCAUCGAUGUGCAGGUGGAGAGCAUUGACAGCAUCUCUGAGGUCAACAUGGACUUCACCAUGACUCUUUACCUGCGUCACUACUGGAAGGACGAGCGGCUGUCGUUUCCAUCCCGUAACAACCAAAGCCGGACGUUCGAUUCCCGACUGGUGAAGAAGAUCUGGGUUCCUGACGUCUUCUUUGUCCACUCCAAACGCUCCUUUAUUCAUGACACGACCAUGGAGAACAUCAUGCUGCGGGUUUACCCCGACGGGAACAUCCUCUACAGUGUCAGGGUCACGGUAACCGCUCUCUGCUCAAUGGACUUCAGCAGGUUUCCUCUGGACACUCAGAACUGCUCGCUGGAGCUGGAGAGCUAUGCUUAUAAUGAGAACGAUCUGAUGCUUUACUGGAAGAACGGGAACGACUCUCUGAGGACCGAUGAGAUCGUCUUGUCCCAGUUCUUCAUUGAACACUUCCACGCCUCCAGUGGCCUCGCCUUCUACAGCAGCACAGGUUGGUACAACCGACUCUUCAUAAACUUCAUCCUACGGCGGCACAUCUUCUUCUUCAUGCUGCAGACGUACUUCCCAACCAUGCUGAUGGUCGUCCUGUCCUGGGUGUCCUUCUGGAUCGACAGGAGAGCGGUUCCUGCCCGAGUGUCUCUUGGUAUAACCACUGUCCUCACCAUGUCCACCAUCAUCACUGGAGUGUCCUCGUCCAUGCCUCAGGUGUCGUACGUGAAAGCUGUGGACAUCUACCUGUGGACCAGCUUCCUGUUUGUCUUCUUGUCUGUCAUCGAAUACGCUGCUGUGAAUUACUGCACCACUCUGGAGGAGAUGAGGAAGAUGAGGAGGGGGAAGAUCCCCUCCACCUUCAACGCCAGCCAGGCCAUGGCCUUCGACGGCUGUUACCAUGACAACGACAUCGAGCUGACCCCCUUCCCUCGGAUGGCGUCCACGCUGGCCAGCAACCCCCUGACCACUCAGAGCCAGAACUCUGACCUGCGGCCCCCAGAGGGGACCCGGCUACGGCGGCAGCGGUCUGUGCGGGAGAACGUGGACCUGCUGGUGAACAACAGCUACAUGAUCGACUCGUACUCGCGCCUGGCCUUCCCUCUGUCCUACCUGCUCUUCAACACCGUCUACUGGAGCAUGUACUCCUGAUCAACCCUGACCUACGACCUGUUCACACUGAGCUCUGAAGCUCGGGACACGCCGGCUUGAUGCCACAGAGACUGCAGAGAAAACUCCUGAGUUCACCUGAGGAUGUGUUGAACCGUUUCAGCCAUUUGUUAACUGGAGGUGUUUAACAUCCUGAGAGUACGCCGUUGUAUUACUGUUAUUUUUUUUUUAUUUAUGUGUUUCUUUUUGUCUUUUGUCGUGAUCUCAUGCAAAAAUAUUUCAUCUCUGACAGCUAAAAUAAAGCUAAAAUAUUGUAAAAUGGCUUGUUUUAAGGAAAACAUGAGAAUAAACAAACUCAAACAUGUUA
Girardinichthys multiradiatus is the source of this 2060-nucleotide messenger RNA. RefSeq names its product gamma-aminobutyric acid receptor subunit rho-3-like. The transcript has 10 exons. Gene Ontology annotation, cellular component: GABA-A receptor complex; synapse; membrane. NCBI's taxonomy places the organism in Eukaryota, Metazoa, Chordata, Actinopteri, Cyprinodontiformes, Goodeidae. Gene Ontology annotation, molecular function: GABA-A receptor activity; neurotransmitter receptor activity; extracellular ligand-gated monoatomic ion channel activity. Bases 323 to 1735 code for a protein of 470 amino acids. The record is from RefSeq and is a predicted model, not a curated record. Gene Ontology annotation, biological process: signal transduction; regulation of membrane potential; chemical synaptic transmission.